AUGACACAAAUGGCAAUGAUGAGUGCCGCUUCCACUCUCUGCCUCCCGCCUCUCUUCCUCCUCCUCCUCCUCCCCCUACUCCUCGCUAUCACCAGCGAGGCCGCCACGCUACGAAUCACCAACCAAUGCCCCUACACCGUGUGGCCAGCCGUUGUGCCGGGAGGUGGCCAGCAGCUCGAUCCAGGGGAGGCGUGGGUGCUCAACGUCCCCGCUGGCAACACAUCCGGGCGCAUCUGGGCACGGACGGGCUGCACGGUCCAUGGCGAAGGCAACGUGUCGUGCCAAACAGGUGACUGCAGUGGCUUGCUCGCCUGCACAGGCUAUGGUCAGCCGCCCAACACUCUCGGUGAGUUUACGUUUGGUGGCUUCAACGGCAUGGAUUUCUUCGAUAUCUCCGUCAUGGACGGCUUCAACGUGCCCAUGGACUUCCUGCCGGUGCCGAUUCAGGGCAGGGCAGGGUGCGCCAAGGGGCCACGCUGUUCAGCUGACAUCACAUCACAGUGCCCAACAGAGCUCAAGGCUCUAGGGGGUUGUAACAAUGCAUGCAGGGUGUUCAAGAAGGACAAAUACUGCUGUACCGGGAGCGCUGCAGACAAUUGCAGCACUACGAACUACUCAGUCUUGUUUAAGAAGAUGUGCCCAGAUGCCUACAGCUACCCCAAGGAUCAUCCCAACAGCACUUUCACUUGCCCGACGGGCACCAACUACCAGGUCGUCUUUUGUCCCCUGAUCAAUCAAGCAAUAUCACCUUCAGCUGAAAAUCCCGUGGCUCUGCCUGCGCCUAUUGGGCCAACAAGCAUGAAACCAAAAUCCUCCACUGUGAGAAGAAUUGUGACAAUUCUAGCUCCCGUAGGCAGCUUCAUUUUGCUUACCAUCGUGUUCCUUGUCACCUACUUUAUACGUAAACGGAGGACACAUAGACAACUUGAGAUGGAGGAGGAAGAAGAGUUUGGGGAGCUACAAGCAACACCAAUCAGUUUCACAUUUCAACAGCUAAAAGCAGCAACCGAGCAAUUCGCAGACAAGCUCGGGGAAGGAGGAUUUGGGUCUGUUUUCAAGGGACAAUUUGGUGAUGAAAUGAUUGCAGUAAAAUGUUUGGAUCGAGCUGGUCAGGGCAAAAGAGAAUUUUCUGCAGAGGUUCAGACAAUUGGCAGGAUUCAUCAUAUUAAUCUUGUGAGAUUGGCUGGUUUCUGUGCAGAGAAGUCCCAUAGGCUCUUGGUGUAUGAGUAUAUGCCCAAAGGAUCCUUGGAUAGAUGGAUCUAUGGUCGACAUGACAGCUAUGCUCCUCCUCUGGAUUGGAGCACCCGGUGCAAAAUUAUAACUCACAUAGCUAAGGGUCUCUCUUAUCUUCACGAGGAGUGCACAAAACGAAUUGCUCAUUUGGAUGUCAAACCACAAAAUAUCCUCUUAGAUGAUGAAUUCAAUGCUAAACUUUCUGAUUUUGGACUAUGCAAGCUCAUUGAUAGGGAUAUGAGCCAGGUGGUUACCAGAAUGAGAGGCACACCUGGAUAUUUAGCUCCUGAAUGGUUAACGUCACAAAUCACAGAGAAGGCCGAUGUCUACAGCUUUGGUGUUGUGGUCAUGGAAGUCAUCACCGGAAGAAAGAACCUUGACACUUCCCGGUCAGAAGAGAGCAUCCAUCUUAUUACUCUAUUGGAGGAAAAGGUGAAGAAUGAUCACUUGGUAGAUUUGAUUGAUAGGAACAGCAAUGACAUGCAAGCACAUAAGAAGGAUGCAAUUCAGAUGAUGAAGCUCGCGAUGUGGUGUUUGCAGAUUGAUUGCAAAAGAAGGCCUAAAAUGUCUGAGGUAGUCAAGGUCUUGGAAGGUAGCAUGAAUGCAGACAACAAUAUUGAUCAUAACUUUGUUGUUGCUACAAAUGUGAUCUCCUCGGUUCCACCUCUAGCUUCACAUGUAUCAGGGCCCAAGUGAAAUGAGGCAAUUCUGACAAGAUAGGCAAUUAGAUAAU
Molecule: messenger RNA, 1966 nt
Organism: Triticum dicoccoides
Lineage: Eukaryota; Viridiplantae; Streptophyta; Magnoliopsida; Poales; Poaceae
Product: PR5-like receptor kinase
Exons: 1
Coding region: 1-1929 (642 amino acids)
Biological process (GO): protein phosphorylation
Molecular function (GO): protein kinase activity; ATP binding
Source: RefSeq, a predicted model, not a curated record